Messenger RNA from Olea europaea var. sylvestris, 1722 nucleotides. RefSeq lists its product as uncharacterized. Lineage: Eukaryota; Viridiplantae; Streptophyta; Magnoliopsida; Lamiales; Oleaceae. The coding region runs from base 764 to 1546 and encodes 260 amino acids. The transcript has a single exon. The record is from RefSeq and is a predicted model, not a curated record. Gene Ontology annotation, cellular component: plastid.
UUCAAUUCUUGGUGUUAAUCUUCUUAAAUUUCUCCCUUGAAUCUCCCUUCUUGUUGUUUUUCUCUCCAAUAUGUCCAGAACCCUUCAAAAGUAUGAGGAGGAUGUAUUUCUAGGUGCCUCCACGUUUUUGUGUUGAAGUAGGGUUUUUAUGGCUUUAAAAACGGCCCAAAAAAAAUGCGCCCUAAAUCGCCAAUCGCAGCGCCUAGGCGCUGGCUGUAGCGCUUGGGCGCUUGUCUUCAGCGCCUAGGCGCUGGUGGUAGCGCCUGGGCGCUAUGGUUGUAGCGCCUAGGCGCUGCCUCCCGGGUUCAAUUUUCAUCUUUUCUUCGUUUCGUAGCGCCUAGACGCUAUAAGUGUAGCGCCUAAGCGCCAUCUUUCUACCCCAAUUCCGUGUUUUUGGCCUCUUCAUCCACUUUAAUACUUCUUUUCUCAUUGCUUCUCCUUAUCUUCAAAACAACACUAACAAACACAUCAAAAACGUUCUACAUUCAUAAAAUCUAGUAUUUAAUCAAGCUAAAAAUGUGCGAAAACCAUGAAUGAAACAAACUCAUCAAUUUUCUAAUUAAUUAUUCAAAGAUAUGUCACCAAAAUUUAAAUGCAUGUCAAGAGCCUCUCAAUUACCCUGUCCGGCUAUUAUUGUUCUGUGAAUUCCUCCCUUGUACAAAGCACAACCCAUUUAUUUUAAGCUUAUCCAGACACAAAAUCUCGUGCUUAAUUGACACAUCCCCAAUCCACUCUGCCACGCCUCGGAGGAAGUUUAAACGAAAUGAAUUUUCCAUUCGUGUCCUCCACCGUAACUCCACUCCGUUCUUCUACAGUUUACUGCUUCCACACAAACCCCAAAACUCCAAUUCCGCGACCACUCCGCCGGACCAACAUCGCAUUUCCAGUCAUUCCAGCUCGGGAUCGAGUCAUAGACUUCGGAAAAUACAAGGGCAAAAUGUUGGGAACCCUACCUUCAACCUAUCUGAAAUGGGUCUCAAAAAACCUAAGAGCCCAGGACUUUGAAGAAUGGGCCAAGCUUUGCGAUGAGGUGCUCAUUGACCCAGUGUACAAAGACCGCAUAGAGUGGGAAUUCGCAGAGAAAAUUCUAAACGGCGACGUUUUGAGUAAUUCCUCGGUACCAGCGAAUGGGAAUCAGAAUGCAGCGUCUGAACUGCUGGAAAUGAGCCAGCGAUUCGGGUGGGAUAAUGAAGAUAAGGCGGGUUGGAGUAAGAUUGAUUUUGGGCUUCUAGGAAGCUCCAAGGGCGGUAGAAUUCCGAGAAUUGGGGACGAAAUUAGGAGCGUCGAAAAGAAAAUGCAGAAAUUGAAGAAAAAUGAGGAAAUUUCCGAUGAGGGCGACGGCGAAAGAAGAAGACGGGCCCGGAGAGAGCGGCUGAAAUCGAAGAGCAGAACAAUUCCGACGGCGGCGGAGAGGAUGAGGAAAUUAAGAAUCUUGGAUGAUAAAAAAGAAUUCGUGGCGAAUCAACAAGAAGAAGAAGAAGGGAAAAGCAUCAGUCCAUUUCCAGGACGUGAAGCCCUGUUGAAGAAGAUUAUGAAUAAUGGAUAGCAGAUCAUUAUUGGUGAAAUCGAAUCGAAUCCAAUCUUCAUCGUUCACAACUCCUGCAGUGUUCAUUUUUUCUUUUAAAAUUUUAUAAUAGUCCUUAACUUUAUUUUUGUUGCAGAUUAACCACUAAAGUUUAAUUGAUCAUCAAUAUCAAACUUUUGUUGCACGUUGAACUUCGA